Radiomyces spectabilis is the source of this 1407-nucleotide messenger RNA. RefSeq names its product peptidase M24, structural domain-containing protein. Lineage: Eukaryota; Fungi; Mucoromycota; Mucoromycetes; Mucorales; Radiomycetaceae. The record is from RefSeq and is a predicted model, not a curated record. Bases 1 to 1407 code for a protein of 468 amino acids. Gene Ontology annotation, molecular function: metalloaminopeptidase activity; manganese ion binding. The transcript has 5 exons.
AUGUCACCUCAUCCGCUUGCCUAUUGUUUCAGUCCUGAGAAACUGCCUACCAAACAGCAUUGUCUCAAGGUGAAGAAACUCUUAAAACUUGACAUUACCGAAAAGUGCAUCAUCUACCAUCGAGGAGCGGUGGAAUCAUUACGGGAUGGCACAGAUCUCGAGUUGGAUUUUCGCCAGAGUAGUCAUUUCUUUUACCUCACAGGUGUAGAGGAGCCGGGAUUUCAUACGGUGAUGGAUCUUUGCACCAAUACGGUAUACUUGAUUCCUCCUACAAUAUCCGAUGCCGACAGUAUAUGGAAAGGGCCAGGCGAGACCCCAAGGGAACUAUUGCAAAAAUACGAUGUGGAUGAAAUCGUGUCGGAAUCCAUGUUGCCCAAUUUACUCCAAGAUCUCAAUCCACAGACCGUGUACAUUCUGCAUAAAACUGAUACCACCAUGCUCGAUCGUGCCAGAAUCGACUCCAAUCGAUGGAAUACCACCGCCUUGAAACUGGCCCUGGAUGAAUCGCGGCUCAAAAAGUUCCCCUGGGAAAUUGAUUUGAUUAGGGAAGCCACGCGCGUCUCAUCCGAAGCACAUCGAGUGCUUAUGCAACAUGUGCGCCCGGGCCAGUCUGAGCAGCAUUUGGAAGCUUUAUUCCGCUGGACUUGUGCACAGAGUAACUUACCGAAACAAGCUUACUUGCCUAUUGUGGCAUCCGGAUCACGUGCAGCGAUUAUUCACUACAGUCGGAACAACCAUCCCAUCCCCAUCUCGGAGCAUACACUCGUCCUUGUAGAUGCUGGAGCCGAAAAACGGUGCUACGGCAGUGAUAUUACCCGUACAUUCCCAGCUACAGGCAAAUUUUCACCCGAAGCAAGAACGAUCUAUGACAUUGUCUUGUCCAUGCAAACGAUUGCACUGUCCAAUUUAAAGCCCGGCGUUAUGUGGACCGAUAUUCAAAAUCUGGUGCAAGAAGUCCUGUGUCGAGAGCUUGUGCGCAUCGGCAUUUUGAUAGGCGAUGAAGAAGAAAUCCUCUGUAGAAAUAUUCCGUCUGCCUUUUCCUUACACGGUCUUGGACAUUCACUGGGUUUAGACGUUCAUGAUGUUGGUGGGCGAGCCUAUACCUAUUGCGAAGGAGAAUACGUAUCCCAAUUCUUGUCCAAUCGACCUAUUGAGGCGAACAUGGUUCUCACUGUUGAACCAGGGCUCUACUUUCAUCCCACGAUCAUAACGGCUUGGACAGAGCAUCCUGAUUUACAAAAGUACUUUAAUAUGGAAAAGUUACAUCGGUACAGUGUCGUUGGUGGUGUGCGGAUCGAGGAUACAGUGGUCAUCACUGAAGAUGGCUACGAGAAUUUAACAACGGCACCCAAAACGAUCAAAGACAUUGAAUCCUUGAUGGCCUCCGGCCCCAGAUCUACACUUUAA